Striga hermonthica is the source of this 1860-nucleotide messenger RNA. NCBI's taxonomy places the organism in Eukaryota, Viridiplantae, Streptophyta, Magnoliopsida, Lamiales, Orobanchaceae. The record is from the annotation of a GenBank genome assembly.
AUGCCGAGGUCGACUCACCGGCCUCGACCAUAUGAGGUCUCACCUUCCUCCAGGACCAGAGGUCUGCCUAUGCCCGAGCUUUGUGCCCAUCCGAUACCCCGACCUCUUAGCUAUCAAAGGGCCGAUGGCGGCGAGCGCACGGGCGAGGAAAACCUAGGAGCGGCCCGAUUUCGCAGUCAACAACAACCUGAGGAGGGUUUUGACUACCCAUUUCGGGCCAAUCGCGCAACCCUAGGUGGCGUGCGAACUGCUUCAGGCUUCCACAAUCAUGAAUUUCGCAUCAAAAAAGGGUCUGAGAAGUGUUUUUCUUACCAAUUUUCACCCAAUCGCUCACCCUUCGACAACAAUUUCCGGGGACCUGCUGCGGGAGCGGGGACGAGCAGAGCUCUUGACGGUGAUUUCCGUCGGGCUUCUAAUGAGGUGCACAGCGCGCGACGGGAUUUUCUUGCCCGCGACCCGCGCUGGGCCGAUGAAGGGUUUGCCACAGCCGGAGAGCGCAAUCGGAGGCGGAAGGCGACUGGAUUUGGCGACGGCGGGGGCCGCGAAGCUCGACGGAUCCAGCCCUUGACAACGGUGGUUUUCGAUGGUACAGGGCACGACCGGCGAGCGAACCGCGCCGGAUUAGCAGGGGUCAAGCGACGAGAUUGGCGAGCUGGAGGGUUUCGCGAUCUUGGCGAUGAGCAGAGACGAGUUGAUGGGCAGAGACGCAGACGAGAGUUUGAGAGUUUUCUUCAGUAUUUUGGGCCUGCGCAGGGAUGGCCCAAUUUCUUUAAUUGGGACAAGGGGAAGGAUUUCUUUGAUCCAUAUUUUGGGCCUCAACAGCUCAGCUCCUUGGCUCCCAUCUGCUCACAUCAAAACAGAGUCCAAAUAUUAAAACCCAAUUCAUACUGUAAAACGUGGCCCUGCAGCGAAGGACAUAAAUCAAGAAUGAUGGGAAAUGGAGAUCUGGAAAGGGGCCCUUCAGCGAAGGACAGAAGUCGGAGCUAUUAUGGCGGCGGCGGCGGUGGAGGAGGAGGAGGAUAUGUGAUGGAGUAUUCUGACAAUCAGUGGACUUCAUGGCUGGUGCCGAUGAUUAUUGUGGCUAAUGUUGCCAUGUUUGUGGUGAUCAUGUUUGUCAACGAUUGUCCGAGAAAUCACAGUGGGCUUCGAGGCGAUUGUGCGGCCAGAUUGCAAAAGUUGGGAGCUCUCGACUGGAACAUGAUAGUGCACCAAAAUGAAGCUUGGAGGCUCGUUACCUGCAUCUGGCUGCAUGCUGGUGUUAUUCAUCUACUUGCAAACAUGCUGAGCCUGGUGUUUAUUGGAAUUCGCCUAGAACAGCAGUUUGGCUUUGUGAGAGUCGGGCUUGUUUAUCUGUUAUCGGGCAUUGGUGGGAGUGUACUCUCUUCCCUUUUCAUCCAGAAGAGUAUUUCUGUUGGAGCUUCGGGUGCUCUGUUUGGACUUCUUGGAGCAAUGUUGUCUGAGUUAUUUACAAACUGGACUAUCUAUUCUAACAAGGCUGCGGCUCUAUUUACUCUGAUCGUGAUAAUUGCAAUAAAUUUGGCUGUCGGGAUUCUUCCACACGUGGACAAUUAUGCACACAUUGGUGGAUUUAUGACUGGUUUUCUACUCGGGUUUGUGUUAUUGGUCAGACCCCAGUUUGGUUGGGUUGAAAGCCAGCAUCGAUUGGCUGGUUCAACUCAUCUCAAGUCUAAGUACACAGUCUACCAAUAUAUUUUCUGGAUUCUAGCCUCUCUUUUGUUGAUUGUUGGAUUUACGGUGGGAUUUGUGAUGCUGUUCAAGGGAGAGAACGCGAACGAUAAAUGCAGUUGGUGCCAUUAUUUGAGCUGCGUGCCUACAUCGAGAUGGAGCUGCGACAAUUGA